CUACAACCCACGGUACAAGUGCUGUUGACAACCUAGAAUCUCACCCAAUCCAAUACCACGAUGUCAGCAGCAGAUGAUCCCUUUACCUGUCGGCUUUCCUUCACAAGGCUUCUUUCCCGACUAAACGCCUCUGCUGGAGCUUCAAAGCAAUGUGCUCAAUUCGCCCUCCGAAACCGCGAACUGGAUGAGGACCUGUUCAGCGUGAUACUGGAGCAGCUCCAAUCGGAAGAGAUCACAAUGAAUACACGCGUCAACAUGCUCUACUUUAUAGAGGUCCUAUGCGAACACUCUGUGAAAGCUGACUAUAGCGGCUACACCAAUAUGAUUCAACGGGAUAUUCUGCAAGUAGUCGAUGCUGUUGUUCCGAGCGAUCCUGAGGGAGCGGCAAAUGUUGGUACAGUUAGGAAAGUUAUGCAGAACCUACGGAGCAAGGGGUUUGUGAAUGAAAGGUCUAUGGAGGAAGUUACUGCUCUCUUAAAAGAGAAGGAGAGGGAGCACAGAGAAUCCAUUGCCUCCCCAGAAGAGAGUGUCUACGAUGACGACGACGAGGAGCCCGGUAACGAAGGUAGAAAUCCCAAACGCAAGUUUGACGAUUCGAUUAUACAACAGCGGAUGGAAGAAGAUAGAGAACGGCAUAAACGGCUCAGGGAAAACAUCUGGGCCAUUCCGUUUCCGGGAGAUGGCCUUCCGAAUCCCGAAUUUGAAAAGUCGUGGGAUCAAGUUAGCGACCUUAACGAGGAUGACUAUGAGAUUAUGAGAGAAGAGAAUCAGAUACUGGCAGCAUCAAUUGUAUGA
Tuber melanosporum (Perigord truffle) is the source of this 795-nucleotide messenger RNA. RefSeq lists its product as uncharacterized. Gene Ontology annotation, biological process: positive regulation of transcription by RNA polymerase I; positive regulation of DNA-templated transcription, elongation. The transcript is spliced from 4 exons. The record is from RefSeq and is a predicted model, not a curated record. Gene Ontology annotation, cellular component: CTDK-1 complex. The coding region runs from base 61 to 795 and encodes 244 amino acids. NCBI's taxonomy places the organism in Eukaryota, Fungi, Ascomycota, Pezizomycetes, Pezizales, Tuberaceae.